AUGCUCUAGCGCAAUAGGUUCGUCUUCGCAAAAUUAAAAAAUAUAGAAACUAGAAAAUGCUUUCUAUCAAACAAAAUGAACAAAUUUAAUGUGUUUUUAUGGUUCAAAAUGAAGAAGAAAAGCAUACAAAGUUGCUGUGAAUGCCAGUCUUUUAUCUGGAGGGGGAAAAUGAAUAAACUGAAGCUAAUGGAAUGGCAAUUCUGCUACAAAAAAGUCGUAAAUUAUUGGGAAGAAGGUUUGUAUAAAUAAUACAGAGAUGUUUAUGUGAUUAUAUGAUAGUUGUUUUUUUAUUUAUUUAAGGAAUUAUUUGAAAAAAAAAGACUAUAGUUAUAUAGUUUGGUGGCUAGGCUAAAGUGGUCUAUUUAAGGACCAACUGCCUUGCUAGGACGAACUAUUUCUUCUUUUAAACAAAUUUAAUUUGUUAGUUUAAAAAUAUAAAAGGUCGCAAAAAUAUUUCACUUUUGCAUACCUGAAUAUUGGGAUUACUUCUGUUGGUGUCUGAAGAAAACAAAUUAUAAGUUUUAAGAAAAAUAUAUUUGGCAAACUAGGAAACAUUGCAGAAACAUUGCAAAAAUUUCAAUGUUUCCUAAUACAUGCUUCUGGAAAGCAUUUAAACGAGGCUCUGUAGCCAAAAUGACAUAUUUCAGGAAUGGCAUAUUAUAUGUUUCUCUUUUUGUCCAUGCUUGGGAACAUUGUUGCUUUGUGGAGAAACUGAAAAUGUUCUUGCACGAAAUUCCACUUGGAAUAUUUUGUUUUCCAAGUGUGAUUUUUGUUGAGGGAACAUUUGGGAAAUAGAGCAGGAAUUAAUGUUUUUGCAACAUUUCCUUGGGGAAGACUGGUCCUGGAUUGAUCUUACUUUUAAAUGGAAUGAGAAAUGUUUUAGCUUUGAGAUGGUUUUGACAGGAAAAUUUGGUUCAAACCAAACAAGGUUUGUUUUGGCCAGAUUUUUAAAAAACCUGUUCAAUUGAAGUCCCAAUGAUGUUAUCUGAGGGAAUUAAAGUGGUGGACAUACGAUACUCUGACAUAUAUUUUUAAAAACAACUUACUUUUGUGGUGAGAUCAACUAUUCUGAUUUCUUGCGGCGUAAUUGUAAGAACAACCUUCUGUAGUUUCAUAUCUCCUUUCGAUUUCUUCAUCUGCAGAAAGAAGCAUAUUUUUGAGGUCAGCUUUUUUGCUCUGUCUUUAAAAAUAAAUUUCAGUAAAGAACAUUAAAUGCUCAUAAUUUGUAUAUGUACAGGUAUUGACUGUUAUUUUUAUAUUACCUUUGCCUCUGCUAUCAAUCGUUUGACCGCUUCAUCCGUCACGCCCUGGCCUUGGGCGUCCACUGCAGGAGCACAGCCCAAAUACUAAGAAAAUUAUAUCAGAUAUAAAUCAUUACAUUUCAUGGUAACUAUCAUUAUACAAGACUCUCCACUUGAGAACUAAAUUAAGUUGCAUUGCUGAUUAUUGGGUGAUACAAUUAUGACUCAACUAUACAUCAAGGCAUAUUUUAACAUGUAUACUUGGGGGGGGGGGGGCAUUUGACCCAGCAGGCCCCACUAGUAGUGGCUGAGAUUGGGGCACUAACCUUACCCUGAGUGACUUAAACACACACUGGGUCCUAAUCUUGGUCCCCCCCCCCCCGCCCUGUAAAAUGUGCACUGCUAUACGAAUAUUCAACAAUUAAAAGCAUGAUUAAAUACCUUAACAUAAAAUGAAAUUCCGUCAACCAAUGCCUCAUUUUCAUGCAACCAGUCCUCUCGUAAAGCUGCAAAUAUCAUUAUAUUAAAGGUUAAUCCACAAUCUGUGAUUUAUAUUAAUCUAUCUAAAUGAAUCAGAUUAGAUUUGCAAAUAUCAGGAGCUUGAUUUAGCCAGACAUUAGUACAUCAUUGUUAUGGUAUCUUGGCAAUUUAUAUUAACUUCAAUAUCUUAACUAAAUUACCUACUGAAAUAUUAGCAAUACAAAAGAGUCCAUAUAAUAAGGGACCCCCAGGUGGACCCCCCAUCAAUGAUGAUCUCUCAAGUGUGAUUGCCAUCAUAGCCUUGCUCUCAGGCAUUAUACCUCAUGACCUUUAGACCAAGUUAGGAUUUUUUGCGUGACCAAUUUAUAGUGUUUACAAUAUUAUACAAUUCCAUCAAUAUUUUGGAAAAUCCUAGCUAUUUGCUCUUUGGUCGAACACAUGCGAUCUAUUAGUAUUGCGAAAGAUUAUCCUUCGUAUUUAAAUACAUGUGGGUCCUCAAAUUAACGUGAUCAAACUUGUUACAAAAUGUCUCAAUUAAUUCAAAAUGUAACAUGAAUCAUUGUUGCCUACGAUCUAACUAAUUUUUACAUUGAAAUUCCAUCUCUUUCUCUAACCACGAUCGAUCAGAUAUUCAAACACUUCAAACAAGAUUCACACAAUGGGAAUAUUUGCUUAAGGACUUGAAUCCCAGCUAAGUCUCGACACACACAUAAGUCAUAACCUAUCUAAUCUACCCCUAUAACACUAAAUCACAAAGUUUAUUACAUUGACUGUGUAUAAGUUUCACGUGAACAGAAAUAUUUAAGAAAGCUUAAUGAAAAUUGGAUCUCAAUAUAAAUCAGUAGCUCUCGACUUGUGUCGGUAUUAAAAUCAUACGCAAGAUCGAGUAUCAGUUUCAAACACCAAAACAUUACUUACUUUCAUGACUACCAAAUUUUCUUUCUAUCUUUUUUCGAAGUACUUUAGGACUUCUCUUUACCGCAUCAGCAACGCGUCCCGCUUUCCCUAUAAAAGCCAUAGCGAAACCACCAAUACACUCGCUUGAAGAUUGACCGUGUUUAUUAUGUUAUUUCCUAAUUGCUUUUCAAGAUCAAAUCAGAGAGCCGUCGCUGAAUCUGUGCUAAUUUGCAUACGUAGCAUCCAUACGUAGCAUCCCUGUUAUUUUGCAUGUAUUUACGUCGUUACUCUAGCGUGGGCACAAUAAGAGUUGAGCCUUGACAAAUAUUGUCCUUCCGAGUUAUGACCUUCCGUUUUUAAUAGGGAAUUGCCAAACACGAAACCUAUGACUUGACAGAACCGAGAAGGUGUCACCUCAAAACUUAAACGAGUGCUGACGUGCUUCGUAUCAUAUUUCAACUAUUUUUAAACUUUCAAAUUUCUUGUCUUUGAGUUGAAGAAGGUCCUUGUUACUUGGUCUUGUCUUUUUCUCGUAUAUUCUCGGUCGACUUUGUACCUGAUCUUUAGAUUCACGUUAGCCUUAAUAUGAGAUUUUUUACAUCUACCAAGUUACCUUUAGUCUUUGCAUCUCUUCGUAUGGGUUCGCAUUUGGCAACAUGGGAUAUUUGGUGUUUCAGUUUCAACGAGGUAUCAGUAAUAUCAAUUAGCCGUAUAUGGACAUAUUCUUGCUGGAACCGGCUCUACGAAGGCCGGAUCGUGCUUUCCAGCAAAUGGUGAUCUUUUCAAUUGCGGUAAAAAGACUAAAAAUGCCUAAAAAGUUGUGAAUCUACAGAUACGGGCCUUACAAUAAAUAUGAAAAACUUCUUGAUUUAUUACUAGUAAACUUUAAUCUUUGACUUUGUUAUGCUACGACAAUUUUAGACAGUUUGAAAAAAUCAGUAUAAGUUGGAUCGCGCCAUCCAGACCAUCCAGCCUUCGUAUACACGGCGCCCCUUGGUGAUGACGCUUAAUUUCUACCUAAUUGAUAAAGCUUCUAAUCUUACUAGUGUGUCGAUGCUACUUUUUCGAGUGUAAAAUGAUUCAUAUCAUAUGUUAGAUUACCCCAGAAAGUAUGAUUUGACUUCAUGUUUUCCGUUUGUCAAUGUCGUGCUGACCACAAAAUUGGAAGAAACAAUUAUGUUCCAAUUAUCUACCCUGUUGAUUUUGGCUACCCAGUCAUAUAUUAUUUAUGAAUGAAACACAGCCAUGACAUAACAUUUUUGGCGUGAUGAAAGUAUAUCAAACGUCCUAAAAGAAAUUAUUGUGAAAGAGUAGUAUAUAUGUCCAAAUGCAUCUUCGACUAUAAACGCUGUGUUUCGAUCAAUCGCAUAUGGCGCAGGAUUUCAUCACUAACUUUAGUGUUAACCGAUCUAGACUUUUCUAGAUUCUUUCGCAGUUUCGCCUACUACAUUGUCAUCAUGUUUUCGGCGAUGGAGGCCUAUAAAUAAUCGUGGGCGCGAGGUGUUUUCCCUCGGGAAAUACUGUAUCAUAUUUCAUCAUAUGUACGUGUCAGGGGUAUAUAUAUCUUCAAGGAUAUAUAUAUAUAUAUAUAUAGGGUCUUCAUAUAAGGGUUGCCAGGAGACCCAACAGGAAUUGCCAAGCCCAAGUGUCAGAAGAGUUUCGAUUGCACACAAAGUCAGUUUUGUAACUACAGUUAUAAGAAGCUUUGUUUAUGAUUGCUAAUUUCCUCGUGAAUUGCUAAUUGCAGUAAAACUCAAUUAAUUUGAGCAGUUUAUCGAGCCCCAUUAAGAAAUCAACCGGCAUCUUCUUGUUGACUUCCUGUGUAACUCUUCGUUGUCAUAGCUUUCUAUCUUGGUAGCUAAGAAUUUUCGGAAAUCACAAAGGGAAUACAAGAUCCUUUUAAACUCUCCAGAAAGAAAUAAUUGUGCUGUUGGUGAAAAAUCAAAAGUGUCGUGAAGUUUUGCUCAAAAGACACCAUCGUUCCUCCAACAGCGUACGUAGCCGUAGGAGUAGUGCGGAAGAGAUAAGCACAGAUCUUUUUCUGUCUUUCACGUGUCAAGUAUAUUAAAGAGGCAGUGUCACGGCGCUGAUUGGCUAAAAUAAACGGUGCAAAGAAACGUUUAAAAUUAAUGCUACAUGAUUGGAAAAGAUGCAGCAGCCUUCAAUUUUUAAAACAAAGCAAAGAUGUCCUGCAUAACGGAGGGAUUAUGAAUAGUAUAUCGUAUUUCACUCCUAACUUGAUUAAUGGACCAUUUGCAUUAUAGACUAAAUUUUGAUCUAGACAAAAAUUUCAUCACAGCUUGAAAGAGAAUCACAAAAUUAGUAAUAUUCCAAAGUUUCGUUGCGAAAUGUUGUAAAAUGCGGAUAAUAUAGCCCUGCGAAGUUUGCCGUUUUUCAGUCAUUUUGUGUGUUGGGGCAUCAAUUUCCCGUUUGUAAUACAAAAUGACUGAAAAUUGCAAAUUUGGCAAGGCUAUAUUAUCCGCAUUUUACAACAUUUCGCAACGAAACUUUGGAAUAUUACUAAUUUUGUGAUGCUCUUUCACCUGUGAUGAAAUUUUUGUCUAGAUCAAACUUUAGUCUAUAAUGCAAAUGGUCCAUUGUUGUUGGCAGACAGUUUUUCAAGUUCGCGCAUAUUUUGGAUGCGCAGUAGAACCGUAACACUGCCCCUUUAAAACGCCCAUGGUACAUGCAUGGCGGACAUAAAACUGGCAGCUAUGUAUAGGCCGAUUUAUACUACACAAACUGUCUAAAACUGUAUACAGCUCAAGUUGUAUGCAACCUGCUUACACAGUUGAGUUGCACUGUGUAAAUGAAGCAAACAACUCGCCCACGUUGUCGUAGGUGUGUGAGAACGAGGAUGGGAGAGGGGGGCGUGCGGGGGAGGGGUGAAAAUUAAACUUUACAGUUUACAAUCGCAAAGGUAAAAGAUCGUUACUCUGAAGAUUGCACCACCAAAGUUCUUUGACAAAUCUGUUCUUGAAAUUGGAAUCGUAUUCAUGUAUUUCUUACGUAUUCAUGUAUUUUACAUAACUUAACCCAAUGAGUGGCAGCCGGCUCUCCCCCUGACGAGUAAAAUGUCUGGCGUUAGACAGAGUAAAAUAAUAAAGUACUAGGGCGCAUGCAUUGCCACUUAAAGGGUGAAGCCGCGGUCAAAUGUGGAUGAGAGUUGCAACUCUCGCUCGUGUUUGACCGUCAACUCUCGUUGACUUUGAACUUUAAUGAGAGUUGAGAAGGGUUUACGCUAUCGCGCCGUAAUAUCCAGUCAACUCUCAUGCAACUCUUGUUAUCUCAUUUUACCGGAGCAUUAAUGAGAGUUGAUAAGAGUUUACGCCGUAAUAUCCAGUCAACUCUCAUGAAACUCUUGUUGUCUCGUUUGACCGGGGCAUUAAUGAUCGUGGGUGGGAUUUUCCAUACACUUGAUACCUAAAUCGAAGAGGUUGCAUGAAAACAUAGAUUGUUUUUCUAAAAAAAAGUCUCUUAUGUCUCAUAGGCAUACUUUGGAUACCUUUCCUGGAAUGAGGAAAUAAGUGUCAUUGAUUGCGAUAUAUAUUGCACGAAUCGAUUGUUUAUUCACGCUAAGUUUAUAUUAAAUGCGGAUACGAUAUCGUUGAUAUUCUAUCGUUAAUCCCGAAAAUAAAAAAAAUUCCCUGAUCCACUGAAGAAGACAGAAGAAGCAAACCCUGAACUGGACUAGUCAUUAGCACCGUACUUUUCUGGGGCCUUUUUCUGGGGCCUUUUUCUGAGGCCUUUUUCUUAGGGCUUCGCCUGUUUUUUAUGCUUCCGCGCUUUACUGUGAAGGCCCGCUCAACUAUUGUAAGAUAUUGGUCCAAUAUCUUACAACAUUGCUGGCUAUUGAAACACUAUGAUAGCUAAUUUUGGAAGAUGUUGAAAAGGAUUAAAGGCUUUGUCUUUAAAUUUCAAAAUCAACACUUGAACCAGCCUGGGUUUCAGGGCCAUUCCUAGACGCAAUAAUUGGGGGUAUAUUCAUAUAUUCAUGUUCACAUACCGUAAAACAAUCGCUUUCAAAAGAAAUCCGUCGGGCAGAACACAAAUAUAUGAAUACCCCCCAAUUAUCACGCUAGCGGAACGGCCCUGCUGGGUUUGAACGGGUUUUAAAUAUUGUCUGGGCCAGCCAUGGAAAAAUAUUUUGGAAGAAUAUUUUAAUAAUACAGUGUACAUGGUUUAAUAAGUAUAGGUUUGAGCAUGAACAUUGUAUCACAAAUAACUAAAAUACAUCAAAGAAAGGAAAUUCAGCUUGUUCUGGUUGUAGAAGAUCUAACAGAUAACAAACGGUGCCAGCUAGUCCUUCAUAUAAACUGUAAGGUGCGUCUGGUGUUCUCGCCCCAUGUAUAAACUCUUCUGUUGUAAGAAAUUUUGCAAACUGCACAGCUCUGUGGAGAUACUUUUCAUCAUUUGUGAGACGGUAGAGAAUUAGAAAAACAUAGCCAUUACCUGAGAAAAGAAAAUAGUAACUUAAUAAUGCAGAAAAAUAGACUACAAACCAAGCCUCUUAACCUAAUAAUGUGGAAGACACCUUUGAAAGUAAAUGUAAUGAAAGAGAAUGCAUAACUUCCUCUGUAGACAUCACUAUGAGUUAUAGCCUGCAAAUGACUUAGGGUUAAAACAAGUUUUACCAAAUUUUUAAUUCACCAAAUUUUUUUCCGAUUCCCUAAGAGUUGUUUGCAGAGGAGGCUAGGGAACGCAUUUGGGCACAUUGUUUGUUAUUGUUUAUCAAAGCAUGGUAUCCACCAUAUUGUGCAACCACUUAUAUCAAAUGAGGAUAAAUAUGACCAUCAUACCAGCAACACCAUGGCAUAUUCCAGGUCCUUUGGUCAGUAAGCCUUUCUCCCAGACUACAUCACCACAUUCAAAUGCAGCCUUGAGGUACUUCUCAUCUGUCCACUGUAUGUAAGCUUUCACCAUCAAAUAUACCACGCCCGGUACACCAUGACACCAGUGUACUAACUCAUCACCAGUACCUUGCUCCUCACCAACUGUGGGGGGAUAGUUGCCAUUGUCUUGUUUGCAAUGCAGUAUAAAGUCAGUUGCAUUUUUGAGGUCGGUUUCAAUCUCCGAUUUUCCAUCAAAGCAUGCAGGAAAGCAGAGCAAUAUUUGAAUAAUUGAACUCAGUCCAUGUGCAGCACCUAUUGAUAAAAAAAUUAGGAAUUUGAAGAUUGUGCAGUACAAGGGGGGAUUUAACAGCUAGUGCAAUCCAAACAAACAAAAAUAUAUAAGUCAGUUCUGAGAAAGCUUCGGAUUGAUAUAGAGAUACAACUAGCAGAAAAAUAGAAGAACUUCAACGUUUCAAACAAAGGCUUGGCAAUCGGGUCAUGCCAAGGGUACCUCUAUCCAUCCAGGAAGCUUUAUUAUUGGCCUACACUGGUACAGAUCAUUCAAGAAUAAGUCAGUUGUACCUAAAUAUUCAGUGUUAUAAUAAGAAUACAUCAAUGGUGACUGUGAUCUGUGUUCAUAUGAAUAUGAUCUUCCCUCUGUGACAAUUGUGUUAAACAAAACCUCCAUCAAGAUAGGAGGGAUGACAUUUUUGCCUAACAUUUUCUGCAUCCAUCUUGCCAUACAGAGAUAGCCUGCUCGACCAACAAACAGCUCAUUUGCACCAUGGCGUAACAAUCUUUGAUUUGGUUGUAAAAGUUGACCCAUCUCCAAAAAUUGUUGAACAAACUUCGCUUCAUUGUUUGCAUCACCUAGGAAUAAAGAUGUCUUAGCUGUGAUAUCAGCUGUAGUAUUCAGACAAUCCUCCAAGGGAGAGUUUUGUGCAUUAAUGCAUGGGUAGGGCUAAAUGUUACAUGGUAGUGCUAAACGUUUCAGGCCAGGGGUAUACCUAUUUGAUGAGAAAUAACACUUGCUAGACCAAACGCUCCAGCAUGACCAAGGAGAAACGAAGCUCCGAUUCCAUCACUACUUGACGGAGACACCCUGUUGGCUUCUUCAAUGGCCACCUAGAAAUGACCGAUUUUGAUAAUGAUAUUUUUCAUUAAUUAAUAUCCAUCCAGUAAAACUCAACCCUGUGAUGUUUGAUACAGUGAGACUGUAAACACUUGUCUUGGUUGCAAAGGCGUGGUUAAUUCCUGUCAAGGACGUCAAUCCUAGGGGGGCCUCCCACUCACUUUUAAUGUAAUCACUUGUAAUAUAAUCUAUAAUAAAUCAGUAAAUUAAGUACAUUGGUUGACUUCGUCCCCAACACACACACACACGUGGAGUGGAUUGUCACUUUUUGGUUUCCGUGCCACCAUGAAUUACAAUUUUCCACCUUGAUAUAAGUGAAAGCUUUUGCCAAUAAUUCUUGCCGCUUUUCUUGGAAACAUUUGCUGCAUGCCAUUUUCAAGAACAUGAACGCAACUCCGGCUAAACCAACAUACAUCCCGGCCCCUUCAUCUGUAUUUUGGGGAGCGGGUUUAAACCUCUGCUCAAUUUGUUGCACGUAGGAUUUUAUGAGGUCUUGAACAAAAUAACAGUUUCCUUCGUUUUGCCCACUUGUUAAAUAAUCAGGCAGAGAAUUUUUGAAAUAUCUUUGUCUUCUGUACAUUUUGCAGAUAUCUUAGAAAUUCUCGUGGAACCAUGAAUAUUUUCUGGAAUCUCUCCUCCGCAAAGUUUCCACUUUUAAAACUUAGAAUUUCCCAUUACAAUCCUUUUAAUUUGUGUUUACAUGAAGUUUUGAAGCUACAUGACAACAAAUUCCAAUCUUGAUUCCUGGCGACCAACGACGCUUUUGUUAUUUUAUAUAAAACAUUUUGACAACAUAUCAAUAAAUUGCAACGAAUGUGUCUUAGUUUGUUUUCCAAACAAUGCCUGAGAUUUCGGAGGACGGGCUUAAGGAGAGAGUACAAAAACUCGAACGACUUUUACGGGUAUGAUAAUUUUGACGUUCUCUGAUCUUUUGACAUGUUGCAAAUUAAAAAUAGUUCUUUUUUCUUCCAGACACGGGAAGAGAGGAUAGUCGCCUUGGAAACCGAGAAUGCUAUGUUGUAUCUUAAACUAGCUGAUGUGAGUAUAAAUAAUAUCAGUAAUAUGCAAGGAAGUGUGGACUAUUUAUAUGGUGUCUCUCUUGAAUCUUGAUCUCUCAGUACAGUUCUCUACUAACUUCUUUCCAUUCCUUUCUGCAUGUUCUUUAUGUGUUAAAUAUUUGUUAUUUUUGCAUGCAGUGAUAUUUUAUGAAAUUAAAUUUGUUUUUGUCCCCUUACUAAUCUUGGUCCUGCCAUCUUAUGAAUUCAGAUCUCCCACCCACCCCCCUGAAAAUAUUUUUCCUCUGCCCUAUGUAACCUUGGUUCUGCCCUCUCCCUUUGGCCCACUCAUGUUAACAUUAUGCCAAUCCCCAUUAUGAACCUUAGUCCACACACCCCCUGCCUUGUGAAGCUUUGUCCCAUCCCCCUCAUAAACUUUGGUCCUUGACCCCCUGUUAUUAACCUUAGUCCAACCCCCUACUGAACCUUGUUCCAGGCCCUCCCCACCCCCCUGAUGAACUUUGGCCUAUCCCUCUUUAUGAGCAUUAGUCUUUAGGGUGUGCUCCCCUGCCCCCAUAGUGCUCCCUUCCCCCCCUCUUGGCAGCCCUGCCUACAUCCUAGAGUUUUCAAUUCUAGUGUCAAGGUUCUCUUCACCACUGCAAAUCUGAAGCAUCACAUCUGAGAAGAUUAUAUCAAAAUGAACUCAAAUCUAGCAACAAAACAUCAAAAAACUUUAAAGGAUUGGCAAAUAAAGUUACUGUGAUCAAACAGGAUUUUGAGAACUUGUCUCAAAUGGUGAAACAUUUGCCAAAUAUGAUGGAGAACGAAAUACACAAUGCCAAGUUGGCUAGUGAGAGGCUUUUGUCUGGAACUUCAAACUUAGAUGGUAAUUGAAUUGUAAAACUUUGGAUUGAUAGGGAUGCAACUGCCUGAAAAAUACAAGAAGAACACAAUUUUUCAGGUAGUUCCAUCCCUAUUAAUUAAUCUGAAGUUUUCUUAUUAUACCAACACUGCCACAGACCGUUCAUAAUUGAAUUGUAAUAAAAAUAAUAAUUGUAUAGUAUUUUUAUCCAUGCCUUUUACCAUGAAACAUUUAACAAAUAUAAAACAUUUUCCGUGUUGAUAUGCAGUUAUAUCCACACGAGUGGAAAUUGGGAAAACUCGAAAUUGGUUUUCACACAAUUUCGAGUUUUCCCAAUUUCCACGAGUGUGUUGAUAUAACUGUAUAUCAAUGCGGAAAAAAUGUUUUAUAUUUUUUUUAUAAUAUAGCACAAAGAAAUAUGAAGAAAGAAAUUUUCCGUGUUGACAUUGAGUUAUAUCAACACGGCUCUUAGCCAAUCGGCGUGCAGUAUUUACAAAUGCUAUAUUAUAAAAAACUAAUGAUCAAUGAAUGUGAUCAUCUUUUCCAAUGUUCUUAGUUCCUCUUCUGAUGCUAUUUCCUCUUCUGAUGCUAUUUCCUCUUCAUUAUUAAACUCCCAUUUCCACUCAGGAAAAUUUGUAAAAUGAAAAUUUUGUUCAAACAAAACGUUGAAAAUUUUCAACUUUUAACAAUGACAUUUUCGGAAAAUUUUUCUUGAGUGGAAAUGGGCUUUAACACAUGAUUUGAGUUUCUGAAUUGUAAGGAAUAUUCAUCUUCCCAGAUGUCCAGGCAAAGUUGUUGGAAACUGAGACGGCUCUUGACGAAGCUUUACAGAGGGCAUCCGCGGAGAAAUACAGAAGACGUACAUUACAUAACGUUCUAGUGGUAAUUGAAACGAACUUCAAUUUACAAAGCCCUGCUCAAACGAGAAUGAGAGUUGAGACUGUUGAGAAGCAAGAGUUUGUAAUGAUGAGAGUUUUUUCAACUCUCAUGGUCUGGUCAAACAAGAACAAGAGUUGCAUGAGAGUUGAUGAGAGUUGAGAAGCGAGAGUUCGCAUGAGAGUUUUCUCAACUCUCAUGCUCCGGUCAAACGAGAACAAAAGUGUCAUGAAAGUUGACUGGAUAUUACCACGCGCAUAGCGAAAACUCUUAUCAACUCUCAUUAAAAUUUGAACCAAAAUGCGAAACGAGUUGCAACUCUCAUCCUUCGUUGGAUGCAUGUCGACGGAAGGCAAUUACCUGACAGACAGCGUUCUUGAUUAAGUUCAAAUUGCGUUCCAAGUUGUGUUCUAAUUGAAAUGGAACGCGUUCCAACUGACGAUUUCAUUUGAAUGUUUACCAGGAAUUGCGUGGCAAUAUCCGUGUCCACUGUCGCGUGAGACCACUCAUAGCAGCGUUGGAUUCUGGCGGAGUUAGUAAAGAUCUUGGCAAGGCUGGCACAGCUUUUGAACAAGUUGUGAAUGUCGUUGAUGAUGAAAAUGUGGCUGUUCUACCGAACAAAACAAUGACUGGUACGAUUCAGAAGAAGAGAUUUGAAUUUGAGAGAGUCUAUGAACAAAACGCUACACAGGAGUUUGUAUUUGAAGAUGUCUCGCCUCUCCUUACAUCUCUUCUUGAUGGGUAAGUGAAACUUUCGUAAAUAUAGGCCUAUUAGGAAGAGAAUUGGAAAAAAUGGCCCGAUUUUGUACCAGAGAUGGACGACCGUAAUAUACAAUUACUUUAUGGUUUCCGUGUUUGGAUGCCCUGAUCCAAGUGUUUGGAUCAGGCAAUCCAAACAUGGAAACCAUAAAGUAAUAGACCUUUCCCCUUAUAACCAAUUUAUCUAGGCAAGUCUAGACAAAAAUUUCAUCACAGCUUGAAAGAGCAUCACAAAAUUAGUAAUAUUCCAAAGUUUCGUUGCGAAAUGUUGUAAAAUGCGGAUAAUAUAGGCUUGCGAAGUUUGCAAUUUUCAAUCAUUUUGCAUUACAAACGGGAAAUUGCAGCCCCAACACCCGAAUCGGAUGUCAAUUUCCCGUUUGUAAUACAAAUUGACUGAAAAACGGCAAACUUCGCAAGGCUAUAUUAUCCGCAUUUUACAAGAUUUCGCAACAAAACUUUGGAAUAUUACUAAUUUUGUGAUGCUCUUUCAAGCUGUGAUGAAAUUUUUGUCCAGAUCGAAAUUUUAGUUGUAAGGGGAAAGGUCCAUUGUUUUGUAAAAUAACAACAACACGAUAGUCUUCCGUGUUUGGAUGGCCUGAUCCAAACACGGAUUUCGACCAAUCAGAGCACGCGUUAUAUACAUGUUAUUUUAUAAUAUAAUUUAAAAGAGUUUAUGAAUUCCACAUAGUUGUUUGUCUAACUCUUUUCACAUGAGUCCGUAGCGAGAAUCGAACCCAGGAUCUCAGAUAUGAAAAGCGCUUACCUUUGUGUAAAGAUGACAUAAAGAAAGUGAUUUGUAUUUCUUAGUUACAACGUGUGUAUCAUGGCUUACGGUCAGACAGGUUCAGGAAAGACACACACAAUGGUUGGUGGACAUACGUUGAAUGAUGAUAUUGAGAGUACUGAAACUGAUUAUUCCAUGGAGGGAAUCAUACCACGAGCUGCAAGGGAGAUUUUCAGGUACAUUAUGCACAAGAUGAGUAAAACACAAAUACUAUAGAGGUAGAAAAAAGUUGAAGACAGAGACUUGAUUAUUCAGCUUCCUCCCCAUUGGGGCUUUUUCAGUGACCGAUUACAUCAAGUAUAUGUAUUACACUUACUUACCCUGACGAAAAAAGUCUAUAGGUGGCCUAUAGGUUCCUAUAGGGAAUGUUCCAAUUCCCUAUAGAAGCCUUUAGGCACCUAUAGAGCUCUAUAGGCUUAUAGGCAUCCCUAUAGGUCACCUAUAGAAAAUGUUCCAAUUGCCUAUAAAAACCUAUAGGUUUCCUAUAGAAACCUAUAGGUUGGCCUAUAGGCCAGGCCUAUAGACUUUAGCUCCUAACUAUGUUUAUCCUAAUCCACCCAGCCAGCCAACUUGCCCUGUGAGAGAAAACCAGAGCACCCCGAGAAAACCCACGACUUUCGGCACAGCGUUGACUGACUCGCGAGUCCGUAGCGAGAGUCGAAGCCACGAUUUAAUGCUCUAAUUUAAUGAGUUGUAUACAAACAUAAUCUUUCAUUUUUUUUCUGUGUUGCCAUAGGUUAAUGGCUGACCGUGCAAAUCAGUCAGAAUCCUAUGGAAUGGAAAUAUCAGUAUGUGAAAUUUAUAACAAUGACGUUCGUGACUUGCUGAGUGAUAAGUCAACUAGGGUGAGUAGGAGUUAUCUUUCUCUGUGUUUGUGCAGAUUUUCUUUAUAUCAAAUAGGCAGACCAUAUAAACUCUAUCAGAUUUAAACUGUUCUCUCUAGAGGUUCAGCAAGGUUAGGCAAAUGUUCAUAAUUAUCUUUACUUUUCUUAGACUGAAAAGAAAGAUGUGUACAUUAACAGCGAUGGUUCGACAGAAAUACCAAGUUUAACAACACGGUAAUUAGAUGGUGCGAUGCUGAGAGUGAUGGUAUCUCAAACGUGGGGUCCAUUAUAGUGAGUGUUCAAAAAGCUGCCGUGGUUUGCUCGGUGGUUUGUGUUUGAACUACCUGGAAAAAAAGAUAUCUCAAACAACGUGAGGUCCAGCGUAGUUCAUACACAAACUAUGGCAUAAGUCUUAUUGUAGAAUACUUCCUGCAAUGGACACGCACAUUUGGGAUAUACCAUUCAAGAGAAAAAUUACUCCAAAACAUCGCACGACUUUGCAUGUUGUGAUUAAUAUAAUUUUAAUGAAUCUUUCAUUUCUCAUGUUUCUUCAGUUCAGUCUCGAGUGUCCAAGAAGUAAUGAAAUACGUAGGUUAUGGUAUGAGAGAACGUCACGAAGAUGCAACCAAAGUUCAUGCUCACUCCAGUCGAUCACAUCUUAUAGUUCAGUUGACAUUGUACACCUCAUCCAAUCACAUCUCACCUCCCGUGAAAGGAAAGUCAGUAGCACCCUCGCCUCCCAUCACACCACGAGGUCUGAAAAGAGGAGGAUCAUAUGAUAAAGAUCCAAGGAGCAGAUCAAAGUAAGAUUAGAUUAACGUCUUUGUUUUUUUUGCUCCAAAAAUUCAUCUGAUGACAUCAUAUUCGGAAUCUAUGACAGUGAAGAUGAGGUCUUUUACUAUAAAAAUUUAAAACAUUUGUUAGAGUAAUAUUGGGGUUAGUCGCACUUCAACUGUUCUUCCUAGAGGUCCAGGAAGAUCUUUCUUUCAAUGAUAUACAGUAGUGUUACUACAGAAUGAAACUGGAGCAACCUGUGAGAACGUGUGGUGUUUUGUUGAGUUAAACUGGAAGUCUCUUCUCACACACAACUGAGGUUGUGGAAAUUGCACUGCGCACUACAUGAAUCGAACUGUGUCUCCAACACCCUAAUGAUCAAUGUCUCCUAAUGCAGGUACUAGCUUUCCGUGAUCUUACCAUGCUUGACUCAACUUGACUAAGUGUUAGUAAUAACUAGCCACUCAAAGUCCGAUAGCCUGCUCGCAGACGUUGUAUUUCUUACGCCAAGCGACGUAUAUCUGACUGUAUAUCUGACUUACUGUUCCAGGUCCCCUGUGCCUCCAAACAACUCCCAUCCAAACUCUCCGUCACCACCUGACACUCCUGCAUCAAACGCCAUGGUAGUAAAAACAAAACUACAACUGGUUGAUCUGGCUGGUAGCGAAUGUGUUGGUAUGUAUGUUUGUUUAUCCUAUAUAUUAUGUACGGAGUUAUUUGAUUUUGUCGAACGUUUGCUAGGUAUAAGUUUUGUUUAAUUUGCAGGCCUAUCUGGUGUGACUGGUACGGCGUUGAGAGAAACAUCUUUCAUCAACAAGAGGUAUGAACUGUGAACCUAUUGUGUUUCAUUCCCGCUUCCUGAAUUAUUAAUGAGUUUGAGAUUUAACUUUACAGUACAGUAUAUAGUCCACAAUAUUUACUUUAUUUACCACAAUAUAUUUCUAGCUUGAGCGCUUUGGCUGAUGUCUUGGGAGCUUUGGCUGGACACCGCUCACACAUUCCAUACAGGAAUACUAAACUAACGCAUGUUCUUCAAGAUACCAUUGGUAAAAAUCUAACUUAAAAAACUAAACUAACUUUAGUUAUACUAGAUAGCUCUGUCAUUUCUGAACUGCUCUUCCUGAGGUCCAGUAAGGACCUUUUAGCCUCGUCCCCAGUCGCUUUCAAAGGGGGGAGAGGGAAACGAGAAAAGUGCAUUGCCCGGCAAUGAUAUCACAGCCACUGAUCUAUAUAGAUUGCAAUUGCACUGCACUGUGCCCAAUGAAGGGCCUGCGGAGAAGCCUGCGGAGAAGGCAGGGGACCUUUUUGGUCCAAGGGUACUGCAAAAGGAAACUGACGUACCCGGAAAAAGAGAUGUAAUCAGAAAACCGCAUAUUACAGGAUUCCAAAUAAGAGGUGAAAGGUAUUGGGUACCGACCACUGUCACCAACACUCUUCAUGGUCAGACAUAUUUAUUUCACUGUAGGUGGUGAUGCUAAGUUGUUGGUCAUGCUAUGUGUAUCACCCGUCCAGAGGUUUAUCACUGAAACUAUGCAGUGUCUCGGAUUCGGGUCCAGGGCAAGACAGGUUGCACGUGGUCAGGUAAAGAAACGAAGGGGAACUGCUGCCCCUCUUCAGCAGUCUAUAGGUAAGUUGUAGUGUUUACGGUUGCUCCAUCUGGGGUUAUGAUUCCAGACCAGCUAGUCUGGGCAAUUUUCAACCCAGAUCUCAUCAGUUGUCUCAUGGAGUGACCAAACCGAAAUCCUCGCGCUGUGACUUUGUCUCGUUCUCACUUAAACCGGUCUGAACGCCUUACUUCUUGAAUGCUUUUAUUCAGCUAGCGAAAUGCGCGAAUUGCAGCAUACUCGCUUGUAAAGCAUACGCAGAAAAUGUUAAUUAGGCUUCAGUACGGCCGUAGCGUAUUUUCUAGAAUAAUCGGAGAUAAAGAAGCCAGGUCUGCGAGGUUGUAAUGCAGUGCGCAAACCCACCGCGCUUAGCUUACCUUGGUUUUACCGUUGAUCAAAUUUGAUAAAAGACUUUGACCUUUUGGUUUCCCUGGAUAAACUGAUUUGAUUGACGUUUUGGGACAUGGCGACUUUGCUGUUCAGUUUUCGCCGGAAGGCCUUGAACAUGUUUACAGCUUUCCUUUUCAUUUUAGGUUUUCACAUUCAAACAACAGCGAACUUUAUAUUUUAUAAGGGACAAAAGUAAAAAUACAAGCUGAUAUACUACUUUCACUGCAGUCUUGUUACAAUUCGAUGAGAAUGUAUGCUCUGCAAAACGUUGCAUAAAAGAUACUUCAAAACGUUGCAUAAAAGAUACUUCACAUAAUCAAUACUUGUCUUUUAGAUUUGAAAGAGGUUAAUGCCGCACUUAAAGCAAGUGGGAGCCUAUCCAGUAAACUUACUGUGCCAAAUUUAACAAAACGUCGUGGAUCUAAUCACUAGGAAGAUCUAUUGUACAUACUAUGACUUUUUUUACUAAGAAACUUAAUAUAUAGUAUGCAGUCCACAUUUGCAAUUACUCGGUAUAUAUUGGUUCAAAUAUCAUGACAUAUUUUUAUAACAAUAAUUUGAUUUAGAAAAAAAGAUUAUAAUCCAUAUUUAAUCAAGAUUUUUAUAUUAUAUAACUUAUUUUACCAAUUCAGUAUUUAUACAUAAUUUAUUUUUUUCAUAUCAGC
Molecule: messenger RNA, 17115 nt
Organism: Paramuricea clavata
Lineage: Eukaryota; Metazoa; Cnidaria; Anthozoa; Malacalcyonacea; Plexauridae
Source: the annotation of a GenBank genome assembly